Tuber aestivum (summer truffle) is the source of this 1930-nucleotide messenger RNA. Lineage: Eukaryota; Fungi; Ascomycota; Pezizomycetes; Pezizales; Tuberaceae. The record is from the annotation of a GenBank genome assembly.
ACCCACAACCUCAAACCCGGGGAAUGGAUUACCAACCCUGACCGCGAACCGCAUGCUUUAUGCUCAGCUUGCUUCCUGAUAAUCCGGUCGGCGUGCGACUAUAUGCUUUUGUCUCGCUUGCUCCAUCUUCCCUCACUUAAAUACGGCGCUUUUCCACACACUCUCCGCUGGCACAUUAGUUGUUAUCCUCCCGUUUUCCUUCGCGUCGCCAUUCUUCGACAUCUCCCCCGUCAACUACAUUGCACGACCGCGGACGACGCCGGAUUGCUUACUUAGAUCGAGUCUUGCGUGCUUAAAGAUCGGAUCAAUCCUUCCCCAGAGGCGCAAAGGGAGGGGAUGUCCGGGGCCGACUAACCGCACUCUGAGCACGACCGACAGUACAUCAGGACCUUAUCGUCAUUGACCAUCACAUUUCUGGCCAAGUAUGCCAGUCACCAUACUGGCUUCAACAGUCUCACAGAUUCGAGCGAUUGUAGUCACUUGUGUCGUUACCUUUUUCGUGCUGUGCACGUUUUCCGACGUCUUCGGCUCGACACCGGAACCCGACUCCUCAAGUAUAAAAUUCCAUCGCGGCGCCGGUAGAUUUGCCCCCUCCCGAGCGGUGGAGCGAGCUGUAUCGAACCCGGAAGGUGAGCCAGAACAUGCGGGUGGAGAGGCUCCGAUCUCGGCGGACGACAUUCCUCAUGGCGUUUCGGUCUUCAUGCCCGACAAUUUUGUGAAGCAUCUUGUUCUCCCGCGCACGAGCAGCGAAGACGUCACAUGGCUCACGUACCUCCCCGAGGAUCUCAAUAUAGUACCCAAGACAUACCUGGUUGAUCCGGAUAAAGACAGUGUACUGCCGGGCACACGGACUGUCCCAAUUAAUAAAGUAAACCCCGCAGCUCUCUAUGUUCCCCCUCGUGGGAGGCUAACAAAGCCACAAGGGCCACGAAGCGCAGGCGUACCUGACCUACAUAAUAGAGCACUACGAUAACCUCCCAGACAUUGCAAUCUUCACACACGCGCAUUCGACAGCCUGGCACAAUAACGACCUGCAACUAUCCUCAACCCCCGUGAUGCUCCUGGAGAUGAACUACCGGCGAGUCGUACGGCACGGAUACAUGAACCUCCGUUGCCACUGGAAGCCCGGCUGCCCGGACUGGAUAAAGCCCAACUCGACGGAAUACGACGACUUCAAGAAGGAAGAAUCCGUCAUGUACGACUCGUUCAUGGAGCUCUUCCCGGAGGAGAUGGUGCGCGGCGGCGUCCCAAACAUUCUCGGCACCCCCUGCUGCGCUCAAUUCGCCGUAUCCCGCUCGCGAAUAGCCCAGCAUGCCAAGGAGCGCUACAUAUCCUGGAGGAAAUGGAUCACCGAUACCCCUCUCAGCGACGAGGUCUCGGGGAGAGUGUUGGAGUACCUCUGGCACUUCAUUUUCUCCUCCCCGUCCCUAGCGAAGAACGCGGACAAAGCUAUGCAUUGCCCGGCGGAGCACGUGUGCUACUGCGACGGGUACGGGUACUGUUUUGGCGACGCCACAAAGUUCCAGCGCUUGAUCGAGAAGCGGGGUGAAGCGCAGAAACUUGCUGAACGGUUGAAAGCGGCGGAAGAGGGGGUUGGCAAGCAGGAUGGCGAGGACGAAGCGUGGCGGCAGGCGGGUAUAAAGCAGUGGAAGUGGGAGCUCAGCAGGAUGGAACGGGAGUGCGAGGUGGAAGUUCAGCACGCUCGCAGACGCGGGAGUGAUGCGAAGAUGAGGAGGGGGGAGGUCGGCGAGUUGGAGUUUUCCCGGUGAAGGUGCGAGUGACGGGUAUCAUGCAUGAUUUAAGCGUUUGCAAGCAUUAGAGGCGUUUCGUUGCUUUUCUCAGUGUUGUUUUGCCGGAGUUUGGGGAGGGGCAUGGUUUGAGUGAAAUGUAUAUGAGUAUCAUAGCAUCAUUAUUUACAGUACAGUACAAG